Molecule: messenger RNA, 225 nt
Organism: Chaetomium strumarium
Lineage: Eukaryota; Fungi; Ascomycota; Sordariomycetes; Sordariales; Chaetomiaceae
Exons: 2
Coding region: 1-225 (74 amino acids)
Source: RefSeq, a predicted model, not a curated record
AUGUUGCUCACGAUCGGCGAGGACAAGAAGUUUGCCAGCAACCUUGCGGCACACCUCGGCAAGGCGCUGCCCCAGGUGCAGAAGGCGACCAUUGAGACGUUCAACCGUGUCGACAGGGAGGUCGAAGAGGCGAUACAGCGUGCGCUCGAUGAGCUGGAGAGCAAGGACGGCGCAGGGAUCGAGCAUAAGACGGCGCCCCUGGCCAAGCAGGUCUCGCGCGGUUGA